UUCUGUCAUCUGCUUCAGGACUCCUUUGGGAACCUACAAGUUUUGUCACAGAUGCCACAGCAGCAAGUGUUUCAGCCUAUUACAUACACACAUACAUGCAGACAUGCACACACAGAGACAUGUACAUAGACACCCAUGCACAAAUAAAAAACAGCUCUCUUUCCUAGCAUAAAAUUCAUCUCAUUCAUCUAGAUAAUUGAUGAAAUACAACAGAAUUAAGACAGGAGUGCCAAUAAUUGCAUGAAAGAUAUUGCCCUGUUGCUAAAGAAAAUAUUCAUGUAUUCAUUUAUUCAAGCACCUAUUAUUUAUUGUGCUCUGAGGAUGCCAACAGAUGAGGAAAAACAGACCAGGGAGGAGCAUAUGUCCAUUUGGCCAAGGCAUAUUAGAUAUGCUCUACUUCAGCGUUUCUCAAAUAAGGGACAGAGGAACAUCUGCACCCACUCUCCUAAAAUAUGGAUUCCUGGGUCUCAUUCCCUGCUGAAGCGGAAUUUCUAUUUCACUUGAAUUUUGCCAUAAAACUAUGGCUUGGGCACUAUGAGUUGUCCCACUUUAGGGAUGAGAAAACAAGCAUGGGUGGGUUAAAAUGAAUUGGCCAAGGUCACAUCGCUAAGCUAGAAAUGAGAACUCAUGCAUAAUUCCCAAACCCACUCUCUUAGCCCCUUAACAUUAUACACUUCAUUCUAGACCAUUUUAAAGCUCUUUUCCCCAGUACUGAAACAUACAAGACCCUCACUACUCCAAGUGCAGUCUGGCAUCAUCAGCGUCACCUGCGGGUUUGUUAGGAGUGCAAAUUCUUGGAUCCCACCCCAGAUGUACUGUAUCGAAAUCUGCAUCUUAAAAAGACCUCCAGGAAGUUUGUGUGCACUUGAAAGCUUGAGAAGUUGCUCCAGAUUAUUGAUUAAUGCAAACACAGAAAGCAGAGUAAUUCUUGUAACUCCCAGAACCUUUCUAGAGGAGUUUUUCUUGUUAAGCAUCUAGUUAUUUGACUGAACAACUCAAACCGCGAGAGGGUAACAGGAAUAAAUCCUAGUGUCUGCUGCCACCUUGUGGUGAGAAGUUCCAUCACAGGCAGAAUUCGCUCUUCACCACGAAAUAAAUGGGGCAAUGUUGGAAGGGAGGGGUGGAUCAGGUCCUCAAUUUAGCAAUGUACUUUGAGAGACCACUGCAAAAUUCCAAGAUGUAAUGAAAACCACCCUUGGGGUACAUUUUGAGAUGUCCAAACAACAACUGGCCUUGUCAUAUGUGUCCCACAGGACACAGAGAACAUUCACCAGCUGUAACUGAGAGAUCUAACAGAAGCUCAACUUGUGUUAAUCAACGUAUCGUUGGUAUUCCUAUAGGUCCCUACCACUUCAGAGUUCAAAUACGCACUUCUGAAUGUGGUGGUCAAUUAGUGCAUGGGUGUUUUUUGUUGUUGUUGUUGUUUGAUUUUUUUUUUCUAUCCAAAUGCCAGCAUUGAGGCAAUCAGAUCAUCAUUUCUGUAUUUGCCUUGUUCAAGAAUCUGUGAAGUGUUCCACAAAGGUCCAUGGAAUUUCACACAGCUCUGUCAAAUACAUCACUGGUGACCUCUGUGAAGUUGUAAACAGGGCCAGUCCCACAAAUAAUGUCUCUAACACCUGGAAGGGAAUAAGGGAAAGAUUCUAAAAAUUUCCUACAUAUUUUAUUCCGAAUAGCCCACACCUUGACAGUACAUUCAGUCACUGGAUGAUUUUGUAUUGAAGUCUGUAAGUUCAAGAACUAAAACAAUCCAAAACGGCUACUACAGGUGAAGUUGAGAGCAAUGGCCCAACCUCAGCUGUAUCUACCAGAACCCUUUAAGAUUGCCUACAGAAAAGUUGGACAGUGCCGAAGAUUCCAGCAACUCAAGAAGAAAAAUGGCUCAUUCAAAAGGAAGGGGAUAGAAAGAUGGCAUAGAGCUGUGUUUACCAACUUACUGAAACAAAAUGAAUUGGUCCCUAAAGAGGAAUCAUCCAGUGAUAGUGACAUGGGAUUUCAUGAAAGCCAGCAAAAUCAGAAAAGUAAUUUGAAGACGAAAGUGAAGACUGCUUUUGGGAGGAUGCUGUCCUACAAGUAUAGAAGCAAGCCAGCAUGUGCCAGCCAACAGGGCUCCACUGACCAUAAGGAAGUCCUCCUGUCAAACACGCAGAGCCUUCUCCCUAGGAUUGUCAAGGAGUUUUCAUCUCCCAAGUUAUUUACAGCAAAAAUGAGAAAGCUCUCAGAGAAUGCGACUAUACAACUUGAUGUUGUAGAGGCAGAGACAGAGGAGAUAACCCAGGGAAACACACUCCUUCGGGCCAGGAGAACCACCAAGCGGUUAUCUGUGACAUCUCUUCCUUCAGGACUGCAAAAGGGGCCAUAUUCGCCAAAAAAGAGACCACACUUUCCAGCACUUAAAAAAAAGAAGCGUGGCAUGGAAAACAUCCUUCGAAAAUCAGAUUUGACAGUAGGAAAGCUUCAAAUGCAGGUGGAUGACCUCAUAGAAACAGUGACUGAUAAAUCCAUGAAGCUACUGGCCCAAAGACAUGCUGAGCUUCAACAGUGUGAGUUUCUGGGGGAUGAAAUUCUUCAGUCUUCUAAACAGUUCCAGAGGAUAUCCAAGAGAACCAUGAGGAAGUAUAAAUUAAAAAAUGUGUGUUUCCCAUGUACCUGCUGCUGCUUCUGACUUUGUUCCUGAUUCUUUAAAAGUUAUCUUCCCUAGGCUGGGCGUGGUGGCUCACGCCUGUAAUCUCAGCACUUUGGGAGGCCGAG
This is a messenger RNA of Pan troglodytes (chimpanzee), 2748 nucleotides long. RefSeq names its product chromosome 3 C3orf49 homolog (gene C3H3orf49). The transcript has 5 exons. NCBI's taxonomy places the organism in Eukaryota, Metazoa, Chordata, Mammalia, Primates, Hominidae. The record is from RefSeq and is a predicted model, not a curated record. Bases 1781 to 2662 code for a protein of 293 amino acids.